Messenger RNA from Adineta steineri, 1920 nucleotides. The record is from the annotation of a GenBank genome assembly. Lineage: Eukaryota; Metazoa; Rotifera; Eurotatoria; Adinetida; Adinetidae.
AUGCCUUUACGUCUUCGACAUAUACUCGAUCGAUUACCAUUACCAUCCCUUCGAUAUUACACAUUGAUUAGUACAUCUUUAUUUUUUGGUAAUAUAUUGUAUUUUCAUCAUUUAAUUCAAACAAAUGUUGAAAAUUCUACGAAUGAAACAAUUCUAAAUGGAUCAAUAUUUAUUUCUGAUGCAGAACCAUUUACAUUUGCAUAUAUUCAAACACUUUUAUCAAUAAUUAUAUCUCAAUCAUUAUCCUUGCUAAUAUUUGUUAAUGCAAUUUAUUGUUCAUUUGGAUUAUUUGGUAAAUAUUUACAAGAAUCUAUAUUUGGUGAAUUACGUCUUGUUGAAUUACAACGUAUAAAAGAUAAAUUUUGGAAUUAUGUAUUUUACAAAUUCUGUUUUUUAUUCGGUGUACUCGGCUUGGAAAAUUUGAAUGAACUUGUUCUUUGGAUAUCUUGGUUUUCAAUUUUAGCAUUUGCAUUACUCUUUUGUCAAUUAUCUAAAGAUCGAUUUGAAUUAUUAUCAGUUUCAGCUUCAAUUCGUCGUCAACCACUUCUUAAAAUUCUUUGUUUACUGAUUUCCUUACUUAUUUUAUGUUGUAUUUUACUCACGAUUUGCUUUCUUAUUGGUUUAAAAUAUGGUGGUUUAUCAAUAUUUUUCUUUAUGUUAGCUGAAACGACUUUAUUAACAUUGGAUACAUGUUAUCUUUUAUUUAAAUAUAUAUUUCAAUAUUAUAUCUAUAAACAACAACAAGAACAAAAUCCAUUAACAACAUCAAAUGAAAAUCGUUCAUAUAUUAUUUAUUAUAUUGAAUUUAUCUAUCAUAUGAUUAUAUUAAUUAUUGAUAUCAUACAUCAUUUACAAAUGUUAUUUUAUCAUCAAACAUUUAUGUCAAUGGCAUCAUUAAUAUUUUUUAUGCAAUUAAAACCAUUAUUCAAUGAAUUAACUCAACGUUUAAAAAGACAUAAAUCAUAUCGUAGUGCAAUGAUACGAAUGGAAAAAAAAUACCCACUUUUAACAAAAUAUGAUUUAGAACAAAAAUAUAUUAAACAAAAUUAUAUAUCAAGUUUAGAAGAAGUUUGUUCUAUUUGUUGGGAAAAAUUUGAAAAAGCAAGAUGUUUACCAUGUGGUCAUUUAUUUCAUCAAAAUUGUCUUCGAAGUUGGCUUGAACAAGAUACAACAUGUCCAAUAUGUCGUUUAUCUUUACAAGAAGAUGCAGUUCAACAAACACCUGUUCCUCCAGUUCCUACUCCUCCAACACAACCAACACCUAAUUUUCUUCUUUGGCCAUCAUUAACUCUUGCACGUUUUGCAAGAAAUGUUCACGGUUUGAAUGAUCCUACUAAUCCACGUCCACCACGUAAUCAUUUAUUUCGUUUUGAUGGUAAUCGUUAUUCAUCAUGGUUACCAAGUUUCUCAAUUGAAAUAAAUCAUAAUUUUCCAUUUCGUUUUGGUCGUGCUCGUCUAACCGGUGUACAAUUAACAAGUAUGGCUCAAAGUGUUCAACAAGUAUUUCCACAAAUUCCAUAUGAAAUCAUUCUUACCGAUCUUCAACGAACACAAUCAAUUGAUGCAACUAUUGAAAAUAUUAUUGAUCAUCGUAUUCAUAUUGAACCACAACAAGUUCAUCAUCAUCAUCCUGAAACAUCAGCCUCUGAAGAAUCAUCAUAUACAUCAACAUCAGCAUCAUCAUCGGAAGCAGGUGAACCAAUUGAUACAGAUUUAUUAUCUGAAAUACCUCGAAUGACACAAAAUGAUGAUUUAAUUGAUACUGAUGAUAUCGAGAAUUUUACAUGGCCAUUAGAUCCACAACUACCAUUAGCUAAUAGAAAACAAUUAUUAAUCUCGCAUAUGCGACGACGAUUUCUUGAACGUGAACGUCGUCUUCAAUUAUCGUGCCAGAAAUCAGAUUUACUAUCUGAAAGUUAA